AUGAGCAAGAUAUUGAAAUUGGCAUCGAUUACGUGCCUUAGUUCGGUCCUUGGAGGUGCUGCCUAUAUGUAUAUAGUGGAUAGAAACGGGUACCAUUACCAAAAUUCAUCAUGGAAACGAGUAUCUGACCACGUCCAAGGAAUAUUGGAUCGUAGGGACGACAUUAUUGUCCAUCAAACAGGACAGAAGGCGAGAGAGGUUGUUGUGAGGCCGUUGAGUGAAACCAUGAAAGAUAUGUGGAACGCGCAAGUUCGCAGUACCGCCGACUGGGUGUACAGCUGGGGCAAAUAA
Lachancea dasiensis is the source of this 291-nucleotide messenger RNA. The record is from the annotation of a GenBank genome assembly. Lineage: Eukaryota; Fungi; Ascomycota; Saccharomycetes; Saccharomycetales; Saccharomycetaceae.